Molecule: messenger RNA, 1544 nt
Organism: Mus pahari (shrew mouse)
Lineage: Eukaryota; Metazoa; Chordata; Mammalia; Rodentia; Muridae
Gene: Lipi
Product: lipase I
Exons: 12
Coding region: 18-1544 (508 amino acids)
Biological process (GO): lipid metabolic process
Molecular function (GO): lipase activity
Source: RefSeq, a predicted model, not a curated record
ACAGUUUCUGCUUCCAAAUGAGAAUAUACAUUUUUCUGUGCUUGAUAUGCUGGGCAAGAUUUGGGUAUUUAAAUUUUCAACCGAUUACCAGUCGAGAUUCUAAAGAUCCUGAGAAUAAUAGAACAUGUCUUGAAUUCACAAAGUUAAGUGCAAUGAAUGCCUUAAAAGAUUUAUUUUGUCCCAAAGUAAAGAUAAAGCUGCUGAUGUACUCAAGGGGCAAUGCCAAGUGUGCAGAACCACUCUUUGAAUCUAAUAACUCACUCAACACCCGUUUCAACCCAUUGAAGAAAACCGUCUGGAUUAUUCAUGGGUACAGGCCCUUUGGUUCCACCCCAGUGUGGAUGCAUAGGCUUACUAAGGCCUUUUUGAAACAGGAAGAUGUGAAUAUCAUUGUUGUAGACUGGAACCAGGGUGCUACGACAUUCAUUUAUUCUAGAGCGGUUAAAAAUACCAGAAGAGUUGCUGAGAUUUUGAGAGAAACCAUUGAAAAUCUUUUGAUCCAUGGGGCAUCACUUGACAAUUUUCAUUUCAUUGGCAUGAGCUUAGGGGCUCAUAUUAGUGGAUUUGUAGGAAAGAUAUUUCAUGGUCAACUUGGAAGAAUUACAGGUCUUGACCCAGCUGGACCACAAUUUGCUGGAAAGCCAUCGAAUAGCAGAUUAUAUUACACGGAUGCCAAGUUUGUAGAUGUCAUUCACUCUGAUAUCAAAAGUUUGGGUAUUGGAGAGCCAUCAGGACACAUUGAUUUUUAUCCAAAUGGAGGAAAAAAUCAGCCAGGUUGUCCUACAUCAAUUUUUUCAGGCACAAAUUUCAUUAAAUGUGACCAUCAGAGAGCCAUUUACUUGUUCCUCGCAGCUUUUGAAACAAGCUGCAACUUUGUUUCAUUUCCUUGUCGUUCCUAUAAAGAUUACCAGAAUGGUUUGUGUGUAGACUGUGGGAACCUUUACAAAGACUCCUGCCCAAGACUUGGUAAUCAAGCUAAAUUAUGGAAAGAAGAGUUGAAGAAAAAAACAGAAGAAUGGCCUCUUAGGACCACUGCAUUUUUGGAUACUAGUAGCCAAAAUCCAUUCUGUAGUAAGAAGAGCAAGCCAUUUGACAAUCUUCAAGAAGUCAAGAUUCUUGCUCAGUUCGUAAAUGAUAUUGUGAACAUCUCACGCCUUAGCAUGACGUACUUUCAGUCCACAAGUCCUUACUGUGCCAGUUGCCAGUACAAAAUACAGAGCCUUUUGUUAAAAUCACUCACGUAUCCAGAAAGACCACCAAUUUGUAAGUAUAAUUUUAUAUUGAAAGAAAGAAGAAGGAUAGAUCUUCAACCAGAUGCAUGUAAUACGCAGAUGGGGAACUCAGUGAUCAAGGUGAUGGAGAAGACCCUGGGCCAGGGAUUUUUAGUUGUUAUUACAACAAGCCUGUUAAGCAUCAUAGAAUACAGCGCUUCCGAGACGUGGAUUCAGAGUGUGAACAGCCACUUUGUACUGGUUAUGAUCCCUGAGACUUGCCAAGAACUCUCGGAAGCUUCUGGUCACUUCCUCAGCAACGACUGUACCUAG